AAUCACUUUCAUUUUCAUUGUUCAUUUUUCUAUUUUACCUCAUUUCAUUUCCCAUAAUAUCUUCUUUAUUGUUUUGCGGCCCUUCUCCGUGUUACGGUCAGAUACUCAUAUUCGCGGUCGCUUUUUAAAAAACUCCAUUUCCGCCAGUUUAUCGAAUCUCAGCAUCUCGACACCGGAUGAGAUGAGCCAUUCAAAGUGAUUUCCGUGGCGGUGCGGUGACUAAUAAGUUCUAGCAGCAAGUUUUCUGUUAUGAUAUUGUAGUGCUGUUCGUGUGAUGUCAGACGGCGAUCCAUCUCUUGAAGAGGAUAUCCCGAAGCCCCUUCUGGAGAAACUAGAAGACAAUGUGUUUACGCCGAAGAUAGCGACUCCGAUUUAUGCAGGAGGUGUGAAGCUGCAUCACAGGAGGUCGGACGCGGCGGAGUCCCAGUCGUUCCUGUCGGACGCUCAACGCAAUGAGCUCGCGCUCGAACAGCUGUUCCAUGGAGAUGCGCCGGAGUUUCACGAAACGGAGAGGGAGAAGGAGGAGAAGAUGGCGGACAUCCAGGCCAUGUCCGUGCUGAGCAUGUACCAGGACAACAUGUCGCAAGAUAUGAACACCGACCGGGACAACGGUAGCGAGGCGUCGACGCGGGCCGCCGAAGAGUGCUGCGACCCAGUACUACCCGUCAACAGCAAUGGCAAACAGAAAUUCAACCAUUGCUCAAUAGUGAUGGGCGGGGUGUUGAACAACCCCUCGUUGACAUUUAACGACGGCGUCCGCACCAUAGACUAUGUCCUGGUGUGGGAGGCGGGCAAAGACGACGCCACCACUCGGGAGGCCUACGAGCAGAGGCGGAUCUUCGAGGAGAACCUGGAGAACGAGGGGCUUCAGCUGGAGAGGGAAGCGCCGCCUGAACUGCACGGAUUGCACUUUGUUAAGAUUCACGCACCGUUUCAAGUUUUAAGAGAUUACAGUGAAAUAUUAAAACUUAGGAUGCCUAUGAAGGAAUGCAGUAAGAUAAGAAAAAGUGGAAAGACGAAUGCCAUCUUGAAUGCUGCCAUCUAUAUGUCUAAGUUCUCAGCAUUGAAAGAUGUUACGGAGAAGACCAACAGUCUCAUAGACCGUGUGGACGCGUGCUGGGACCGGUUCAUGGCCAAAAUACGAGUCGACCCUGAGCUGUUCCCGGAGAGGAAACACCGUCUCACUGCUAUUUAUUCAAAGGAUAAGGAGUAUUUAUUCGACACGACAUCCGAGUGUUUCUGGACGCCCUCCAUACGUUCCCGCAUAGUGCAGUUCAUCCUAGACCGCAAGAAGUUCUCGGAGAUGGCGAGCGACGACUUCGCUUUCGGCAUCACUAGACUUAUAUCCAAUUCUACGUACAGCGCCGCUUAUCCUCUGCACGACGGUGAUCUCAAAACACCCGGCUCAAUGCGUCACCUGCUGUACACAGAAUGGGCAAGCGUCUCCAAAUGGAUCAAAUACCAACCUCUGGACUACGUCAAAGAUUAUUUCGGUGUUAAAAUCGGUUUAUAUUUCGCGUGGCUGGGUUUCUACACGCACAUGCUGAUCCCCGCGUCGAUUGUGGGGCUCAUCUGCGUCAUUUACUCCGCAUCCACUGUUUACUCUAAUGUACCGAGCGAAGAGAUCUGUAAAUACAACUCUACCAUAAAGAUGUGCCCGCUCUGCGACUACUUCUGUGACUACUGGGACCUUAAAGAUACAUGUCUCCAGUCCCGCAUCACGUAUCUCUUCGACAACCCGACCACCGUGUUCUUUGCUGUCUUCAUGAGCUUCUGGGCCGCCUGCUUCCUAGAGCUGUGGAAGCGGUACUCGGCCGAGAUGACGCACCGCUGGGAUCUGACGGGCUUCGACGUGUACGAGGAGCACCCGAGGCCGCAGUACUUGGCCAGGCUCGCGCAUGUCAAACGUACACAGCUGAACGUGGUGACAGGCGAGCGUGAGCCCAUGGUCCCGUUCUGGCGGAUGCGGCUGCCCGCCACGCUCAUGUCGUUCAGCGUGGUGGCGAUACUAGUUCUGAUGGCGUUCGCCACCGUGCUGGCCGUGGUGCUGUACCGCAUGUCGCUGCUGGGCGCGCUGGCGCUGGGCCACCACGGCAGCGCGCUCAUCACCUCCAACCCCAUCAUGUUCACCACCGCCACCGCCGCCUGCAUCAACCUGCUGCUCAUCUGUAUGCUCAAUUAUGUUUACCAAUACUUAGCGGAAUGGCUGACCGAAAAGGAACUACUGCGCACACAAACAGAAUUCGACGACUCCCUCACCCUCAAGAUAUAUCUACUUCAAUUCGUCAACUAUUACGCUUCAAUAUUCUACAUAGCGUUCUUCAAGGGGAAGUACGUGGGCCGCCCGGGAGACUACGUCAGGUUCUUUGAGAAGAGACAGGAAGAGUGCGCCCCCGGCGGCUGCUUCCUCGAGCUUUCCAUUCAGCUGGCCAUCAUCAUGGUGGGCAAGCAGUUCAUCAACACCAUAGUGGAGAUGCUGAUGCCGUACUUGCUCAAAUGGUGGUACAUCAUACGGACUAUUGGCAGGAAAAACACGAUAAAAAGCCCUCUGCAGUGGGUGAAAGACUUCAAAUUGGUCGACUUUGGCAACAUGGGACUGUUUCCUGAAUAUUUGGAGAUGGUGCUACAAUACGGCUUCGUGACGAUCUUCGUGGCGGCGUUCCCGCUGGCGCCGCUGUUCGCGCUCAUCAACAACGUGCUGGAGAUGCGGCUGGACGCGCGCAAGUUCCUCUCGUGCUACCGCCGCCCGGUGCCGCAGCGCGUCAACGACAUCGGCGUGUGGUACCGCAUCCUCGACUCCAUCGGGAAGCUCAGCGUCAUCACCAAUGGCUUCAUAAUAGCGUUCACGUCCGAGUUCAUACCCCGCCUCGUGUACCAGAUGAGCAACGGCGGCAACAUGAAGGGCUACGUCAACUACACCCUGGCCGACUUCAACGUGUCCGUACUGGAGUACAGGCCGGUCAGUGACUACAACGAGACUAUGUGCAGUUACCCGGGCUACUGGUAUUACAAGGAAGGCGACGACUACGAGCGAAGCAACUGGUACUGGCACAUAAUGGGGGCGAGGCUCGCUUUUGUUGUGGUGUUUGAGAACGUCGUGGCCCUGGUGAUGAUAAUAGUCCGCUGGGCGAUCCCGGACAUGUCCGGCGAGCUGCGCGACCGCAUCCGGCGCGAGGCCUACGUCAUCAACUCCUUCAUCCUCGAGGAGACGCGCGCGCGCUCCGUGGCCUCCCGCGCCUCCCGCGCCGCCACCCCCGCCCCCGCCACCCCCGCCGCGCCGCGCACGCCCCGAGAAGGUGUAUCGGAGCCGAACUGGAACCACAUAGCGUCGCUAUCUGGGUCGGACUUCGACCUGGCCGCCCACGGGGAGCACCAGGACAUCGGCGACAUGGCGCGCCACGUGGUCGCCGAGCGCAAGAGCAGCGAUGCGACCGCACCCACUCACGUUUGAGUGCUGAAACGCGCUAUCGAAGUUUCUCCACUGAUUAAUGUAAAGCUUCAUGUUGAUGGUUUUGUGUAUUAUGUUCUGGAAAAAAAAAGAUUCCAGAGCAUAUUUUUUUUGACUCCCGUCCACGUCCUGUCAUUGUCCUUUGUUUUGUGAAAUUGUCUUUCACUCACAUUUGAGUGCCGAUCCGAUCCACGCAAUAAAUUUUAUAGUUUUCUUGAGCGAUUCUUGUUUUGCGAUUGCAAUGAGCAUUCGUUGGUGGAUUCGUUCAUAAGCUUUUUUAAAAACGGAAUGUAAAGUGAUAUGUUUUUAACAUUUUGAGCGGGAGUCACUCGAUUCUCUGUUUUUUUAAUCUUAGAAAACGCUUAUUGGUUUGGUAUGUUUUUUUUUUCUUACUUAUACUGAGAUAACAUGCGUAACUAUUUCUUGAUUUAAAAUUAUACAAUUUUGUUUGUAUAACGGGUAAAACGGAGUUAUUACCUGAAUGACGAUGCGCCAAAUAUACUCAAAUCGGGUGAAUUGCAAUGUUUGAAUAGUCCAUUUCUUUAGGUACUAGAAUAAAGGUAAAUACUAGAAACGUCUCUUUUAUUAAAAAUAUCAUUUAGAAAAUUAAUUUAUAGCCACUAUAUAAAUUUAAAUUACAGAUGUCAUAAUUAAUUAUUUUUGCCAAUACCAAAGUUUACUUAAGAAAUGUAUUUUUCGAUUAAGAGGCAUUUCGAGAUUGUUUACCAUUAAUUCCAGUACCAAAAAAAUAAACUAUAGCUUAUUUAUGGCCAGGCGAGUGAAUGGCUUCAAUGUAGGCACAGGAGGUAUGUUUUUUUUAAAGAAUAUUAUAAUUAAGAAUAAUUUUAAUAUAUUCAAGAAUGCCGUGAAGCAUGCCAUGUUUUUAUACUGUCAUAUUUUUGUAUUCAUUUGGACAAAAAUAAAAACCAAAAUUGCAAAAGGUCUAGUUGAACAAAUAGGUAAAGGUAGUAAAAUAUUUAAAAGAAAUGGUUUUACAUUCAUAUAACUGCUUAUUCUUUUGUGUUUAUUAUUGAUUUGAUAUAUUUAACCGGAUUCUUGGAUUGAGUCAUUAAACCGAAGUAUAAUAUAUAUGCUUUUGCAUUUUUAAUAAAAAAAUAAGUCUCGACCGAAGAUACUAUGAAUUUAUAAUGUACUUAAAAGACACAUUAAUAAAGACUUGAUAUAUACAUACGUACAUUUGCCAUUAUUGUAGUUUUCUACACUGUAGUUAAUAAAGUACAGUCACCAUCACCAAAAUGAUCACAUUUUUGUCAUAAGGUGUAUAGUGAGGUGCACAGAAACCUGCGGAUUGUAUGCCUCUCAUUUAUAAAGUAAUAUAUUAUAAAGGCUUAUUUAUAAAGGCUUGCAUAUUUUUAGUUUAGGUCUAAAUUUUAUAAUAUUAAUUUGUCAUUUUUAGUUCAUCUCUCUCAUUUUGAAGACUUAUAGCGAAUCUCCUCUUAUAUGUACAAUUUAUUUAUUUGUAUAUUUUUUUUUUAAUUCGAUCUUUUUACUACACUCAUAAAGAAUAAUUCUUAAAAGAAAUAUUUUUCGAGAGAUUAUUAGCACUUUAGAAAUGUCAUGAUGAAAUCAAUAACUGUUCAAUAUUUUACUCUCAUCUUGUAAAUUAUACCUAAAACUAUAAUGUAAACCUGGGAGUCUUUUUUAUAUUUACACUUUACUGGAAAAAAAUAUAUAUUUCUGAAAAAUGGCGUCAUAUACCACGCAUAUAAAACACAUUGUAAUAAAAUCACAUGGGAUGAAAUGUUUUUCUAUCGUUGUCAAAAUAAAAUAUAAACUAAAUUUAAACGCAGUAAAUUUUUAUUAAAAAUGUCGUUGGAGAAGUCGUUAUAUCAUUAGUGUGGCUAGAUGAUGCGUCAUACGUGUUCAGUAGUAAAUAUUAAGAGUUAGGGUACUUAAGCACCAGUCAAAAUUCCUAUGAAAGUCUAGUAGAAAAAAAAACUUACCUAGACACAAGUUUCGAACUUACUCUGAGGAUACUUACUUGAUAAUUCAAUGUCCCGUAUAUUUUAUUUUAAUUUAUUCUUAUGAAUCAUGGUUAAGAAUGUUUACUCCAGGAUUUUAGCAAAUAUCAUACGAAUUAUGAAAAAUAUUUUUCCCAUCCCAUACGAAUUGCUCAUGUAAACAAUAAAUUUAAAAAGGAAUUUUAAGUUCUUACUAGUGGGAAUAUUUGUGUCUCAUGUACUGAAGUUUUUAUGUUAAUUUGGCUGGUGUAUUAUAGACACCCAGUCUAUAUACGUAGAUUUAGCAUUUAACAUACACUGCGCAAAAAUACGUUCGUAUAAUGUAGCCUCUUAACUUUCAAAUCGAUAUUUAACUCUUUAAAGGCAGUAAGGUUUUCAUUAUUUAAUUAACCUUGUAACAAGUCAUAAGGCCGAACUUCAUUGAAACAGAAGAUAACUUAUAUAUAGAAACUAUACGUUAGCUUUGCGUUAAAUGUAACUGUUAUAACUUUAUUAUUUUAAUAUAUAAUACGUUUUAUAUACUGUUGAAUUACCUAUAUAAAUCAUGCUCAUUUAAGAUCACAAAGUCUCGAUUUUGUCGUAAUGUUAGUAUAAGUUAAAUCUGUUCUCGAUGUAAUACAUUUUAUAUAACAUUAAAAGUAUCUUUUUAAAUUGGUUACCUUAUAUGUAUGCUUGUAAAUAUAAAAACUCGUUUUAUUUGUCUCUUUUGCAAUGUUAUAAGAUUUUUCUGUGCUUAUUUGGAAUUGUAAAAUGUUUAAUUAUAAAAUUAUGUUAUUAUUUCUUAUAAAUCAAACACAUUGUUAUAUUCUAAGAUGUUAAGGUUAAGAUAUUUUUUAAACACUAUAUUUGUAAUUUUAUAAAUGUUUAAUUUUUGGUGCUGUAUUUAAUCUCAUUAUUGGAUCUGUAGUACAAGACUACUGUUCCGUUUGGCUGUUCAAUAGUAACUAAAUGUACUACUAGUCACGCGAGUAUCCUGUCAUGUUCUAGUUAUUAUAUGUAGUAUUAAUUAUUAAGUAAACGGUUGAUGCGGACAAUUCAUUUGGUGCAAAAAUAAUAUGAUCUAUACGAUUUUUAAUGAAGUUAUUUGUGAAGAAUUGUUUUAUUAUCACGUCGGCAUCAUUCAUCAGUUCCCGUUUUGUACUUCCCAGGAAGACCACUACGAUCGAAUAUAAAGGUUUCGACUUUAUUAAUGGUUUAUAACCUUUUUAGAAUAACCUCAUUUUAAUGUGUCAGUUCGAUAGAGCGGGAUCACGAUAACUCCUUAUACAGAGUGAAUUAUUAUUGUUUAUGGAAUUGUCAUAGUAUGUUUGGACAACAAAACUGAGCAGGUUUCCUAAAAAAAAUAUAUAGCUAAAAAAAUUGACUUUCCUAUACUAAGACCGAUCAGCUGAUCAACCGAUUUGUAUGGGAAAGUAAAAAUUGAUUGCUUGUAUUUAUGGAAUCAUUCACAGUAGGUUUAAAGAGUUAUCAUAAACCUUAACGAAUAAAAAAUCAUUAUGCAUAUUUCGUCUAGUGAAUGCGUUGGUAAAAGGUAAUUACCUAAUUCACGGUGUCUAACCAUGAAUUAUAGCUUUUACCAAUUUGUUGCAAAGAAAACCAUUUUUUUUUCUUAUUACGUAAACAAUUGUUGAGUGAGGUUGUUUAUUUAAGCUCAAAAUCUCUAAAUGAACAACAAUGACACAUACGUUAUGACGUAAUGUUAUGGCCGCUUGGCCUGUUGAAACAUUAUGUGCAAUAAAUAAGGAAAAUUGUUAAUGAUUCGUUAACCUUAUUUAUCUGUGCUUUUUACAUGAUGGUUAUUUUAGUUAAUGUUGUCAAAUAGUACCAAUGAUUUGAUGGACUUUUAAAUUUUAAUAUUAUAAAUUUUACUUCGUCGUAUUGCAGAAAAUGUAGGCGUUUGGGAAAUGUGAUUUUUUUCUUUUAAUAGAUAUUUUUUAGGUGUGGCUAAUUAUAAUAAUAAGUUUGAUGCAUAAAUGUUCCAAAGUACUUCGCCAUUUUCGCGAAAUGGACGGAAUUAAUUAUUAUGGCUUCGCUAGCUUAACUUUUUUUUUCAAUCUAAAAGUUUUAUAUGCAUUUUCUAAACGAAAAGAUUAAGACACUGUUUACUGACCACUUUUACUUGUGCACUGUAUUUAAUUAAUAAAAGUCGUCUCUUCUUAACAAAUUUAUACAGCAAAUAUUUGUUAUAUGUUCUUAUUUCUAUUUCGUUUUAAACCUUUGUAUAUUAUACCCAUAUCGUUCGGUAUAUAAAUUUUUCCGAAUUAUAUGAUUGACCCAUAUUUUCUUUAAAGACAAUGCCAUAGAAAAGUGGUUGCCUAGACAAAGAAUCUAGCCUUCAAUAUUUAUUUGAGUGAAAUAGUUAAAGGCUUAUAAGUGUAUGUUAUCUGUUAGGAGAGUAGUGUCAAGAAUCGCCCGGCUGUAAUGUUGUGAAACGCUUGUAUUUAUAAAGUUUAUAAUUAUAUAUGGAGAGUUAAUAUAA
Molecule: messenger RNA, 7909 nt
Organism: Amyelois transitella
Lineage: Eukaryota; Metazoa; Arthropoda; Insecta; Lepidoptera; Pyralidae
Gene: subdued
Product: anoctamin-1
Exons: 21
Coding region: 275-3451 (1058 amino acids)
Biological process (GO): chloride transmembrane transport
Cellular component (GO): plasma membrane
Molecular function (GO): chloride channel activity; protein dimerization activity
Source: RefSeq, a predicted model, not a curated record